UUGCUAUACGUCUUGGGCAUAUAUACCUUCACGAGAGGAGAAAGAGAGAGAGAGAGAGAGGAAGAAAAAAAGCCUUUCACUUUUGGCGAGUUCGUGACUCCGCGUUCGUGAAAUGCCGUGUAGACUCGCUUAUUAGUACGGGCCCGUAUUUGGCUGUGUCAACAGGUGCGACGUUGCAGAGUGUUAUACCUCAUUUGUUAUAAUACACAGUGCGCAAAAACAGCAGCCGCCUUUCCGUACGUACAAAAAUAAACACAGAGAUCAAAAGCCAACAAUACGAUCUCAUCGAUCUCAAUCUCCGAUGCUGCUGCUGCUGCUGCGUCGGAUCUCCUCGUGCUGAGGUUUUCAUCGAUCGACGCAAAAGUAUACAAACACAAGCUACCGAGCGCGGCCGUAUCGCUGCCAGACGAAAUCGACUAACGGCUUAUGUUCUGCUCCGUCGUAUAGACAGGAUCGGCCGGCGAGUCGUCGCUCGUUACAUAUAAAAUAUAUCGAUACGGACCAGGCCUUAUCUAGAUACGCGCGAUAAAUAGUCUACGUGACUGAAAAUGACGCACUUUUUUUCAUAUGCAACCGUUCUCGGCCGAUUCAAGCAGAACGUGUGAAUUAGCCAACGCACACAUAUUAUCUCUCGACGAAGAUUUCGACUGCAGUAUACUGCUACCAUAUACUGUAUAUACGACCGCAACGAGUAUCAUUACGUUUUUAGAAAGUGUGAGUGCGAUUGCGCGCGGGUGUUGUAUAUUCAGGAGGAGAAAUCUCAUUAAUACCGGUGUCUGUGUGUACAUUGUGAGAUAAGUACAGCUAUAAUAUAAUAAUGACGGCCGGCAUGUCGCAAAUGAUGAACGGGAAAAAAAACGAGGCGAAGAGGGAGGAGGAAAAAUUACCCUCGGACAAUACCCAGAGGGUCGUGUUCUUCUCGCUGCUGAUGGACUUGUUGGCGUUCACGAUGAUACUACCACUGUUUCCGGCGCUGCUCGAUCACUACCGCAGCGUCGACGACGGCCAGGGACUCUACUCGGUCAUCCAGACGCAGAUCCAGAAAUUCAGCAGCUUUCUCAACGCCCCCGAUAAAGUCACCACGGUCCUGUACGGAGGCUUCCUGGGCUCUCUGUACUCGUUCCUGCAGUUCCUCGGCUCGCCGAUCGUCGGGGCCUUAUCCGACGUCUACGGGAGAAAACCGAUGAUGCUGCUCUGCUUGGGCGGCAUCGCCCUGUCGCACCUGCUCUGGGCCCUGUCGAGCAACUUCGGCAUCUUCAUACUCGCCCGAGUGAUCGGCGGCAUCAGCAAGGGAAACGUCAGCCUGUCCAUGGCGAUCAUAUCCGACGUCACGACCCAGAGCACGAGGCAAAGGGCAAUGGCCCUCGUCGGGAUCGCCUUCUCCGUGGGCUUCGUGAUAGGGCCGAUGAUCGGGGCGUACUUCGCCAAGGCGACUAUGCUGGGCGGCCGCCAAGGACCCUGGUACGUGGUGCCCGCCCUGUGCGCCUUCCUCCUCGCCGCCUGCGACCUGAUUUACGUGGCCUGCUGCAUGAAGGAGAGCCUGCCGGCCAAGGGCAGAGUCAAGUCCCUGUCGACUGGAAUAUCGGGGGCGCUCGCCUACAUCAAUCCGACCGAUCUGUUUCGAUUCAGCAGCGUCAGUAAUCUCACCGACACCGCUACCAAACAAUUGCGCAGCUUGGGAAAGGCUUACUUCUUCUACCUGUUCAUUUACAGCGGAUUGGAGUUUACUCUGACGUUCUUGUGCCAUUAUACCUUUGGCUUUAGCCGCAUGCAACAAGGUUGGAUGUUUUUGGGAAUCGGCACGACCAUGGCACUCCUGCAGGGUUGCUGGGUCAGGAGGAUCCCACCUCAAAGGACUCAAUUCUACGCAGAAUUGGGUUUGUGGCUGGUCGUACCGUCGUACGUGAUCGUAGCUUUGGCCAAGAGCAUCUGGACUCUCUGCUUCGGAAUAUUUGUUUACUCAGUCUCUACUGCCAUGGUGGUGACCUGCAUGAUGACCUUGGUCUCGAGAAUCGGCCCGGAAAAUCAAACGGGCGCCAUAACCGGUAUAUUCCGCUCGCUCGGUGCGUUGGCUCGGGCCUGCGGUCCAAUCGUCGCGUCGAUCGCUUUUUGGAGCUUGGGCAGUUCGACGACGUACUUGAUCGGAGCGGCCGCUCUGGUGGUGCCGCCAUUGAUAUUGCGAAAAAUACGUAUAUAACUCGACGACCCCUUGGAUAGGUCGUCCUCUAGACAAUAGACAAAGUAGAAGAAAACUUAUGCAACGAGUAGAUUUUGUAUUUUUAUAAAAUACGUCGUCAUCUCGUUAGAGGAUGCGUUACGUAUGACGUUUUUGUAUAUAAUAGUAGAUUAUAUAUAUAUUUUUAUUUUAUACUUUGUAUUAUAAUGCGGCACAGCGAUCGAGAGUUUUUUUGCCGUGCAAGUGUCGAACGACGAGACAGUAGCGAAUCCCGCAUGGUUCUUUUGUCACGCGCACCUCGUAAUACGUGUGUGUUACGGUGCGCUUUAGAAUUUAAAAUGCUUCAAAAAUCGAUGCGACAUUCGCCGCUUGUGUUGCACGUAUACGUCGUCUUCGCACACUGUGCACGAGACCGACUGAGCUCGAUCCGCCGCUGCUUUUCCAUGACCAUUAUAUAUAUGCGUAUAUUUUUAUUUGCCAUGUAUACACGAUCAUGAAGUCCGUCCACGUUUAUAUGAUAUUUAUGUAUAUUUUUUAGUAAAUAACGAAUUACGAUGUUGCUUGUAUACACGUGCUAUACAAAUAAUCGUUGAAUAAACAUUGAUAUAUAUAUUUUUCAUUUA
Trichogramma pretiosum is the source of this 2799-nucleotide messenger RNA. RefSeq names its product major facilitator superfamily domain-containing protein 10 (gene rtet). Gene Ontology annotation, biological process: transmembrane transport. Gene Ontology annotation, molecular function: transmembrane transporter activity. Bases 818 to 2197 code for a protein of 459 amino acids. The record is from RefSeq and is a predicted model, not a curated record. NCBI's taxonomy places the organism in Eukaryota, Metazoa, Arthropoda, Insecta, Hymenoptera, Trichogrammatidae. Gene Ontology annotation, cellular component: brush border membrane. The transcript has 8 exons.